UGAAACCACUUCUUCAGUUCAGUCUGCAGGGUGUGUGUAAAGUCCAGGUGCCUUGUAUGGCUCCAGGAGUGUUUCGUGUCUGCCAGUCUCACCCCCAUAACAGCAGCACAAAGUGAGGGGUGGAGCAGUGUGGGAGGAGCACAGUACAGAAAAAGUUCUCAUUUCCUCCAAUAUAAAAGUAGGAUUAACUACCUUUUUAAACCUUUGUCAAUCGUGCUACAAGGGAGUCCUGUUAAGUCCGGAGCUCUGCUACAAAAUGUCAUUCAGUGACAUGCUGGCCAUCCUUGGGGGAUUUACAGUUGUUUUCCACCUGUUGAAACUGGUCUGGAGAUGUUGGUGUGGAUUCAGAGAGUUUGUUUUGUCAGAGCUUUGGCAAGUUGAUUUAAGGACAUAUGGACAAUGGGCAGUUGUCACUGGUGCCACAUCUGGUAUUGGUAAAGCUUAUGCCAGCGAGCUGGCACACAGAGGCCUUGAUGUUAUUUUGAUAAGCAGAUCUGAUGAAAAGCUUGAAAUGGUUGCCAAAGAAAUACAGGAUCAGUAUGGACGAAAGACUCGCACCAUCCAAGUGGACUUCACAGACGGCCACAGUAUCUACCCUUCUAUAGCUGAAGCACUACAGGGAUUGGAGAUAGGAAUUCUGGUUAACAAUGUAGGAAUAGCCUAUUCUGAUCAUUUUGCGUAUUUCCUGGAAAUACCAGAUGCUGAACAGAAAAUCACUGAGAUUAUCAACUGUAACAUGCUGUCUAUCCCACAGAUGACCAGACUGGUUCUUCCAGGCAUGGUUGAAAGAGGGAGAGGGCUGAUCAUCAAUAUAUCCUCCGAAGUGGGCAUCCGUCCACAGCCUUUGUUGUCCCUUUAUUCUGCCACUAAGAUUUUUGUAAUAUAUUUCUCUCAGUGUCUGCAUGCUGAGUACAAGUCAAAGGGCAUUAUUGUUCAGGGAAGUCCCACCUGUCCAACCACAAUCCCCCACCCCCCAGUGUGUGGCCCCCUUCCUGGUUUCCACCAACAUGACAAAGAAUGUGACAGUCAACUGCUUUGUGAAGACUGCUUCAGGCUUUGUCCGCGAGGCCUUGAACACUGUGGGUCACUCCAGUUACACCAGCGGCUGCCUGUCCCAUGCACUCCAGAACAUGGCUCUCACAAUACUGCUGCCGGACUGGCUGCGUAUGUCAACAGUCCUCAUAAGAAAGCUACAUAACCUUGCAAAAGUCAGCAAACAUGAAAGAAGAGAAUGCAGGGAAAAGGAUAAGCUCAGUAAAAAGGAGGAGUAGUUAUGUCACUGCAUCUGCACAGAGUAUUCACUAAAUGGAUGAAGAUUACUGACAUGUUGACUUUAAUAGCUGACUAUGGGCAUUAUACCUAGAUUAUCUUGACUGUAGGUCCACUUCUCACAUGUGUGCAACAUCAUAGCAAGGUUAUGGUAAUACAUUGCCUACACUAUAUGUACAGCCAGAUUCACGGGAUGAAGUAUUGUUGGGCCACAAUAUCUGCAGGGGAGCUGAAGUUUCUAUUUAUCGUUUAUAUUAAUAUUUUAAUAUUGCACUUGACAGAUAUACAGGCACAAUCUGUUUUUAUUGCAUUUAAGUAAUUUUUUUAAAUACAUAAUUUUUUGUUAAGAUUUUAGUGUGUGUGUAUUAAUUAUGUUAUUUAUUUCUAUGGCAAACAGAAGUUUAAUGUAUUCAGUGCAACACUAUAAAAAAAAACAUGACAAGAAUGCAGUAACAUUUUAUUCUGUAUUUUUUUUUAAAUGUUAAAUUAAUUUGUGUAACAAUGGUACAACACGCUCUCUUUUUAAUUUUGA
Messenger RNA from Micropterus dolomieu (smallmouth bass), 1801 nucleotides. It is a transcript of the gene hsd20b2, whose product is annotated as hydroxysteroid (20-beta) dehydrogenase 2. Lineage: Eukaryota; Metazoa; Chordata; Actinopteri; Centrarchiformes; Centrarchidae. Gene Ontology annotation, cellular component: endoplasmic reticulum. The coding region runs from base 257 to 1198 and encodes 313 amino acids. The transcript has 11 exons. The record is from RefSeq and is a predicted model, not a curated record. Gene Ontology annotation, molecular function: oxidoreductase activity.